Messenger RNA from Triplophysa rosa, 993 nucleotides. It is a transcript of the gene atp5pb, whose product is annotated as ATP synthase peripheral stalk-membrane subunit b. The record is from RefSeq and is a predicted model, not a curated record. Gene Ontology annotation, molecular function: proton transmembrane transporter activity. NCBI's taxonomy places the organism in Eukaryota, Metazoa, Chordata, Actinopteri, Cypriniformes, Nemacheilidae. Bases 105 to 863 code for a protein of 252 amino acids. The transcript has 7 exons. Gene Ontology annotation, biological process: proton motive force-driven ATP synthesis.
CGAUAUUACUGGCGAGAGUUUCUCAUCCUUGGUCUAGAAGGGCACAGAGAGCCCGGCGUUAGAGACUUUCUGCCAGGGAUCCUGACAUUCACACCCGUUUAAACAUGUUGUCCAGAUUGGUGUUUGUUUCAGGUCAUGCCCUGAAAAACAACGGCUCCUUUGGUGCUUGCCUGGUCCAGGCCUCCCGUUCUUUUCAUCAGUCGUCCCAGAGCUUGGCGCCGGUACCCCCUCUGCCUGAGAAGGGAGGCAAGGUCCGCCAUGGAAUAUUCCCAGAGGAACUUUUCACAUUGUUGUACCCUAAGAUCGGCGUCACAGGUCCAUACAUGCUGGGCACCGGACUGCUCCUGUACAUGCUCUCAAAGGAAAUCUAUGUGAUCAAUCACGAGACCUUUGCUGCCGCAUCCAUCGGUGCAGUCAUCAUUUACGGAGUUAAGAAAUUUGGACCCAGCGUAGCUGAUUUUGCAGACAAACUCAAUGAGGAGAAAGUGGCAAAGGCCAAGGAAGUGAAGGAUCUGGCUAUGGCCAACCUGACCCAGGCUAUUGUAGAUGAGAAGAAGGAACAGUGGAGAGUAGAAGCAAGACAGAUGCUGUUUGAUACCAAGAAGAACAAUGUGGCUGUGCUGCUGGAGACCAAUUACAGGGAGCGACUGCACAUGGUGACCAAUGAGGUGAAGAAGAGGAUGGACUAUCAGGUGGCGCUUCAGAACCUGCACCGCCGCAUGGAGCAGGAGCACCUGGUCAACUGGGUUGAACAGAAUGUUAUCAAAAGCAUCACCCCACAGCAGGAGAAGGAAAGCAUUGCCAAGUGCAUCUUGGAUCUUAAAGUCCUGGCCAAGAGCACUCAGGCUAGAGCGACUGCAUAGGUCUCUAUCAAUGUCCACACUGAAGCCUUCUGUUUUUCCGUCUAAAUAAAUCCUUUCUGUCUGAAAGUCUGGCAGUGCCGUCAAAUGUGUACAUACCCGUAUUAAUUAAAAGAUUUGGUUAUUCACUAAA